Messenger RNA from Sinocyclocheilus rhinocerous, 2196 nucleotides. RefSeq names its product solute carrier family 47 member 2, tandem duplicate 1 (gene slc47a2.1). The record is from RefSeq and is a predicted model, not a curated record. Gene Ontology annotation, biological process: xenobiotic detoxification by transmembrane export across the plasma membrane. The transcript has 17 exons. Gene Ontology annotation, cellular component: membrane. NCBI's taxonomy places the organism in Eukaryota, Metazoa, Chordata, Actinopteri, Cypriniformes, Cyprinidae. The coding region runs from base 106 to 1869 and encodes 587 amino acids. Gene Ontology annotation, molecular function: antiporter activity; xenobiotic transmembrane transporter activity.
UCUCCCUGCAAUGGACCUUUAGCACAAUAUCUUUCAUGCAGAUGUUGUCCUGUAUUGUAACCAAAUAUAAGCUGUUUUGUGUCAAAGACUUUAGAAAUAACGAAAAUGGACAGUAUUAAUACAGUAACCCAGAUAAACUGGCACUCAAAACCGGAGAAAAGUGAUGAUGAUCAGUCAACGUCAAGUUCACAGGUUGUUUGUGGAGGAUGUCGAAAGAAACUCCGGAGUUUGAUACCGGUGAAUUAUAAAGAAGAAAUUGUAGAGCUGCUAAAACUGGCUGGACCAGUGUUUAUAUCUCAGCUGAUGAUCUUUCUGAUCAGCUUUAUCAGCACUGUGUUCUGUGGACACUUGGGGAAAACUGAACUGGCCGCUGUGGCUCUGGCUAUUGCUGUUAUUAAUGUGACCGGCAUCUCCAUCGGCUCUGGAUUGGCAUCUGCAUGCGAUACACUCAUCUCUCAGACGUUUGGCAGUAAUAAUCUGAAGCGGGUGGGUGUGAUACUGCAGAGAGGGAUUCUCAUCCUCCUGUUGGCCUGUUUCCCCUGCUGGGCGCUGCUCAUCAACACCGAGCCCAUCCUGCUGGCUGUCCGACAGAGUCCCAGUGUGGCCAGUCUGUCACAACUCUAUGUAAAAAUAUUCAUGCCUGCUCUGCCUGCAGCCUUUAUGUAUCAGCUGCAAGGACGGUAUCUUCAAAAUCAGGGUAUUAUUUGGCCUCAGGUCAUCACAGGAGCAGCAGGAAACAUCCUCAAUGCUUUAAUAAACUACAUCUUCCUUCAUCUGCUUGAUCUUGGUGUGCCAGGAUCUGCUGCUGCAAACACUAUUUCCCAGUUUUCCUUAGCUGUGUUUCUCUACGUAUACAUCCGCUGGAAGGACCUGCAUAAAGCCACAUGGGAUGGCUGGUCUCUUGACUGUCUACAGGAAUGGGGUGCCUUCAUUCGCUUGGCUUUUCCCAGCAUGCUCAUGCUAUGUGUGGAGUGGUGGACAUAUGAGAUUGGUGGAUUCCUAGCAGGGCUCAUCAGUGAGACUGAGCUAGGAGCCCAAUCUAUUGUGUAUGAGCUGGCCACUAUUGCAUAUAUGUUUCCACUGGGAUUUGCUGUGGCAGCCAGUGUGAGGGUGGGAAAUGCACUCGGAGCUGGAAACACAGAACAAGCCAAGCUGUCUGCCAAAGUAUCUUUAGCCUGUGGACUGCUUGUUUCGUGUGUGGUUGCAACCUUAAUUGGAAGUACAAAAGAUAUUAUUGGAUACAUCUUUACCACAGAAGAGGAGAUAGUGCUCAGAGUAUCAGAGGUCAUGAUCAUGUAUGGCUUCUUUCAUUUAUUUGAUGCCAUUGCGGGCAUUACAGGUGGCAUUGUCAGAGGUGCUGGAAAGCAGCUGCUCGGUGCUCUUUGUAAUAUUGUGGGAUAUUAUUUUGUGGGAUUCCCAACUGGAGUGUCUCUGAUGUUUGCUCUCAGCAUGGGCAUAAUCGGUCUGUGGAUUGGGUUUUUUGGAUGUGUUUUCCUGCAGUCUUUGUUCUUUAUCAUCCUCAUUUGCAAAUUGGAUUGGAAAAAAGCGACUCAAGAGGCCUUGAUCAGAGCAGGUGUACAAGCCCCUAAGACUAAAGAUGAAUCUUACGCUAUGGAAAAUAAGGGCUGCACAGAAGAAGUACCACAGGAAUCCCAGCACAAUGAAGAAGGCCAAACAGAUGCAAACACAGAUGUGGAAGGGCUCCGUGAAGGAGGAGGAAUAACAGAUGCUGGCACAAAGAUCGCAGUUGGCGCGGUUUUGACCACCAAACAGCUCGUUAUCCGUCGAGGACUUGCGGUUUUCUUCAUGCUGCUUAUACUAGCUGGAGGGAUUGUGUUAAAUGAGGUGCUCACUGGAUUUCUGAGAUGAGCAUAAUAAAUACAGAGCUUUGUCUGCAAUCCAAUUUUUUUUUUUUUAGAAAAUCCACCAUUGACUGGGCCACCUAAGCAAAGUUAAUAGUAUUUAGGUAGAUGAUUAUGUUUUGUUUCUUUUUUUAAUUCCAAGCAGCCUUUUUGUAAUCUCUGGUAUUAGAUGUGUUAAAUGUGUCAUGGACUUGCACUGUGAAAGUAAAACAUUUCUGGAAGUGAUGUUUUUUGAAUUUCAAGAUAAGCUGUAAUGGUUACUUGACAUGUAUUUUUAAUUUAUUGUCAGUAUUGGGUUUGUUUGUCAAGCACAUUUCCGCUGAAGACCAUUUUU